UCCGACUAUAGGGAAUCACUCCCGCGCUACAUGUCGCUGAUUUUUUAAGAUGAGACUGCCUGCACACAAGACAGCAAGGUCGUGCGUUAACGCGCUCUGAUACAACACUGAGCCGACUGCCGCGCAAAGCUCCCGAGACGCAAUUCAAACAGUGACUGCGCUGGCGAGGCUGUUCCUUCUUUCUCUCUUUCAGACUCACAUACACACACCCCUUGAACACGCACAUUCGCGUUCAGUUUGUUGAGCUUGGGGAUCUAGUGACUUAAUUUGGUGUGCAAGACGAAUCCCACAUCAGAGAGCAAUAGAAGAUAAGGACACCGUCAGAUCGCGCAAAUCAGAUGCAUUAGCUCAAUGGCGGUACCAGUGAACUUCUGUUGUCUAACUAUCCUAAGCGCAUACUUUGCGCUUACGGCUCAAGCGGACUGUGGCACCGACUGUGCGUUCUGCGCAGUGCAGGAGAGAUUCCGAAAAUCCGAUAUCAACCCAACAAUGUGCAUGUGGCAGUGCGAGGCUGACUUCUCCGGCGGCAGCUCGUGGGGUCCAUGCCGAGACCUCCUGCAGAGCUCCAGCACAGCUGCCACUGAGAGCGAGGACCUGCCUGUCGAGACAGAGCCGCAGGAUUCCGCCCAGCACCAACUGGCAAAGAAGUACGGCGGCUUCAUGAAGCGUUACGGCGGGUUCAUGAAGCGUUAUGGCGGGUUCAUGAAACGCUACGGCGGGUUCAUGAAGAAGAGCGAUGAGACGUACGGUCUGUCAGCCAGUGACGUCAUCAACGAUGACGUUGACCACGGCCGAGAGAUCCUGACGUUUCGCACGGAGCGGGGCGACAGCGAGAAGGGCACAGUGGACGCUCUCAGCCUGCUGAGGGAGCUGCUCGCCGCCAAGGGCGCGGAUGAGGCAGGCGGCGGGAGCAUGGCCAAGCGCUACGGGGGGUUCAUGCGGAGGGCCGGCGUGUAUGACUCUCUGAGCGGGGGGGCCCGACCCCUGCAGAAGCGCUACGGCGGCUUCAUGCGGCGAGUGGGCUGGCCCGAGUGGCUGGAGGAAAGCAAGCGCUACGGGGGGUUCAUGAGGCGCUCAGCUGGGCCCGAGGAGGGGGUGGAGGAGGAGGUCGGUGUGGAGGAGGAGGAGGGGGCGCCGGAAGAGCAAGAGCCAGACAUGGAGAAGAGGUAUGGGGGAUUCAUGGGAUACUGAGCUGCCUACAGACUGAUCGACUGAUUGAGACAUCUUCGGUUCUGCCCCCUCCGUUCUCCUUGUAUCUGUUCUGGUUUUGGUCCUGUUCUGCUUGGUCCCGGUUCUGCUCCUGCUGAGUCCUCUUCUUCUUGUUUGGCUAUGUUCCCCACCUAACUCCAUCCGCUGAGACUCCAGACAUGUGCAUGUCUGCAGGCGUCCACUCGGAUAGUGAAACAUAGACAUGUGCACAGCUCUCAUCCCUCAGUACUUUGCCCUGAUCAUUUAUCUAUUUAUCUGGCCCUUUUCUCUUCACCUUCACAGACACUCUCUCCUUAACUGCUGCAUGUUGAAAUUAAUUGAAACACACAAAACACAAAGGUCCACAUUUAAUAAAACUGCCAAUUAAAACAAAGCAUUACUGUUACCCUGGUAACGGUUGAAUAUAACUGCGAUAUUCCACACUCUCAAAUGUUCUAACCAAAACUGUCACUUUUUACACAUAAUCAGUCAUGACAGCCCAUUCUGCUCCUCUGUUGCCUGUACAGAUCUCUCUCAUGGUUGUUAGUGACACCGAGUUCAUUCUAAUUUGUGCUUGUAGGUAUACAUACCUCUUUUGUACUCAUUUGUCUCUUUUUUAUUUGUGUGUCUCCUGUCUGAAUCACAUAGCUGUACAGAUGAAAUAAAGUGGUCUAACUGCA
Molecule: messenger RNA, 1868 nt
Organism: Alosa alosa (allis shad)
Lineage: Eukaryota; Metazoa; Chordata; Actinopteri; Clupeiformes; Clupeidae
Gene: penkb
Product: proenkephalin b
Exons: 3
Coding region: 352-1191 (279 amino acids)
Biological process (GO): chemical synaptic transmission; neuropeptide signaling pathway; sensory perception
Cellular component (GO): dendrite; axon terminus; neuronal cell body
Molecular function (GO): opioid receptor binding
Source: RefSeq, a predicted model, not a curated record